GUGGGGGCGAGGGGGCGCUGGAGCUCCACCCUCCGGGAGCCGUUAGCGGAGAGCCGGCCGCGCUGCGAGGAGGCGGCGGCGGCGGCGGCAGUAGCCGUCGCCGCCGGGGGCGGCGGCCUGCGGGAAGCCUUCCCUGGGGUCGGGCUCCUCGGAGACCCGUGGCCCUGAGGAGAGCUACGCGCGCCGAGCGCGGGUGAUGGGGCCGAGGGCGCGGGCGGCGGCGCGGCGGUGGUGACCGCGGAGAAGCCCGAAGGCCGGCCUGCCCUCGCCCCGCGCCCCGUCCCCGCCGGUGCCCUGGGCCGGCGGCGGCAUCAUUCGCAGCGGCAGCGUCGUCGCGGCCAGCGGGCCCGGGGGCGGCGGCACUGGUGGUGGCCGUGGUCGUGGCCGUUACGGCAGAGCAGCCUUUCCCGGCCGAGUGCGGGGCCCGGCGGGCGGGUGCGGGCCGGCGGGCACCGCGCGAAGGCCCCGGCCCGGCGUCCUCGAGCCCGCACAGCCCGGCGGCGGAAGCGGCGGAUGCGGCCGAGGCGUCACGGGCUGCGGCUCAUGGAGUUGGAGAACCUGGUGGCGAACUCGCUGCUGCUCAAGGCGCGCCUCGGAGCAUAUGGCAAAAAAAGUGGUCGUAGUAAAAAAUGGAGGGAGAUGCUGAAGCUGCCCCCUGUUAGCGAGUGCAACCAGCUGAGACAGUGCAUUGAAGAGGAUUACAGCAGUCUUUGUGACAAGCAGCCAAUAGGAAGGCUGCUCUUCCGGCAGUUCUGCGACACCCGAGACAACCUGAAGCGCUGCAUAGAGUUCCUGGAUGCGGUGGCAGAAUAUGAAGUCACCCUUGACGAGGACCGAAGAGAGCGUGGACAGUUAAUCUUAAAAACGUUCUUCAUUAAUGAGACCUCGGCAGCCCCUUUGCCCCGGAUUUCUGCCCGCAUCGUGAGAGUGUGCAGGCUGCAGCUGAAGGAGAACCCCUCCAAGGAGCUGUUCAACGAAUGUGUCAGAGUUGUCCAUCACUUUUUAAGUGGAAAACCAUUUGAAGAAUACCAAGAAAGCCCAUAUUUUUCUCGAUUUUUACAGUGGAAAUGGCUGGAAAGGCGGCCAGUAACAAAGAAAACAUUUAGACAUUACAGAGUUCUAGGAAAAGGUGGAUUUGGAGAGGUUUAUGCCUGUCAAGUGAGAGCUACGGGGAAGAUGUAUGCCUGCAAAAAGCUAGAAAAGAAAAGAAUAAAGAGGCGGAAUGGUGAAGCCAUGGCCCUAAAUGAGAAAAGACUCUUAGAAAAAGUGCAAAGUAGAUUUGUAGUGAGCUUAUGCUACUCGUACGAAACCAAAGACAGCCUGUGCUUGGUGCUCACCAUCAUGAACGGCGGGGACUUGAAGUACCACAUCUACAACCUGGGCGGCCCCGGCAUCGAGGAGCCGAGGGCGGUGUUCUACGCGGCGGAGCUGUGCUGCGGCCUGGAGGACCUGCAGAGGGAGCGCAUCGUGUACAGAGACCUAAAGCCCGAGAACAUCCUCCUGGACGACCACGGACAUAUCCGGAUUUCAGAUCUCGGGUUAGCCUUGGAGAUCCCAGAAGGGCAGACAGUUCGAGGAAGAGUCGGAACAGUCGGCUACAUGGCUCCUGAGGUGAUCAAUAACGAGGCCUACACCUUCAGCCCGGACUGGUGGGGGCUGGGCUGCCUGCUCUACGAGAUGAUCCAGGGGCACUCCCCCUUCAGGGGGUUCCGGGAGAAGGUCAAGCGGCAGGAGGUGGAGCGACGUGUGCAGGAGGACACGGAGGAGUACUCGCCCAGCUUCUCGGAGGACGCCGAGUCCGUCUGCAGGAUGCUGCUCACCAAGAACCACAAGGAGCGCCUGGGCUGCAUGGGUGACGGAGCCGCUGGCGUGCGGAAGCACCCCGUGUUCCAGAACAUUAACUUCAAGAGGCUGGAAGUGCACAUGUUAGAGCCCCCGUUCUGCCCUGACCCGCAAGCGGUUUAUUGUAAGGACGUCAUGGAUAUCGACCAGUUCUCCACGGUGAGAGGCAUCUACCUGGACGCCACCGACACCACCUUCUACAGCCAGCUUGUCACGGGCUGUGUCCCCAUCCCCUGGCAGAAUGAGAUGAUCGAGUCGGGAUGCUUCCAGGACAUCAACGACAGGGAAGACCGGGAAGCCCGGGAAGCUCAGGACCCCCGUCAGGAAGGCAAAAGCUACCCCAAGAAGCCAGCCCGGCCGCUGCAGAAGGAAGGCUUCUUCCACAGGCUCUUCAGGAGAGCGGGCUGCCUGAGCUAACUGCGGAGCCGCGAGGAGGAGCUGCUGCGGGUCCACCGCCGGCGCAGAGCCCUCCCCACGCCAGGAGCUGGCUCCGUGCUCGUCCUCGCUGUGAAGGCAAUAAACAGGUCUGACGCAGCUUA
Messenger RNA from Pipistrellus kuhlii (Kuhl's pipistrelle), 2381 nucleotides. It is a transcript of the gene GRK4, whose product is annotated as G protein-coupled receptor kinase 4. Gene Ontology annotation, biological process: protein phosphorylation; signal transduction; regulation of signal transduction. Gene Ontology annotation, cellular component: cytoplasm. The transcript is spliced from 16 exons. NCBI's taxonomy places the organism in Eukaryota, Metazoa, Chordata, Mammalia, Chiroptera, Vespertilionidae. The record is from RefSeq and is a predicted model, not a curated record. Gene Ontology annotation, molecular function: G protein-coupled receptor kinase activity; ATP binding. Bases 514 to 2259 code for a protein of 581 amino acids.